Messenger RNA from Ochotona curzoniae (black-lipped pika), 4680 nucleotides. It is a transcript of the gene NUP160, whose product is annotated as nucleoporin 160. The transcript has 36 exons. The coding region runs from base 4 to 4212 and encodes 1402 amino acids. Gene Ontology annotation, cellular component: nuclear pore. NCBI's taxonomy places the organism in Eukaryota, Metazoa, Chordata, Mammalia, Lagomorpha, Ochotonidae. Gene Ontology annotation, molecular function: structural constituent of nuclear pore. The record is from RefSeq and is a predicted model, not a curated record.
AAGAUGGCGGCGGCGGGCUCCCUGGAACGGAGCUUCUUGGAGCUGAGCGGCGCAGAGCGGGAGAGGCCGAGGCACUUUCGGGAAUUCACGAUCGGCUGCGUGGGGACGGCGACUGUGGCCGCUGGAACCGCCAAGUACAAUGAGAGCGCCGGGGGUUUCUACUACAUGGAAAGCGGCAAAUUGCUGUCGGUCACCAGGAACAGGUUCAUUCAUUGGAAGACCUCUGGAGAUACAUUGGAGCUGGUGGAAGAAUCAUUGGAUAUAAACCUGCUGAAUAAUGCAGUUCGCCUGAAAUUCCAAAAUUGCAGCGUCUUGCCCGGAGGGGUUUAUGUCUCUGAGACACAGAAUCAUGUGAUCAUCUUGAUACUUACCAAUCAGACAGUGCACAGGCUGCUUUUCCCACAUCCUUCCCGGAUGUAUAGGAGUGAGUUAGUAGUUGAAAGCCAAAUGCAGUCGGUGUUCACUGACAUUGGAAAAGUUGACUUCAGGGAUCGCAGCAACCAUCAGUUGAUUCCGACGGUCCCUGGGCCAGCUCCUAAUUCUACGGCCUCUGCAGCCUGGCUCAGCAGCGAUGGAGAGGCUCUGUUUGCACUGCCUUCUGCUUCUGGGGGUCUCUUUGUUCUGAAACUGCCUCCUUACGACAUGCCGGGGGCGACGUCCAUUGUGGAACUGAAGCAGAGUUCAGUAAUGCAGCGGCUACUGAUAGGCUGGAUGCCAACAGCUAUCAGGGGUGACCAGGGCGCUUCGGAUCGAGCCCUCAGCCUUGCUGUUCAUUGUGUGGAGCAUGACGCGUUCAUCUUUGCUCUAUGUCAGGAUCAUAAGCUGCGGAUGUGGUCUUACAAGGAUCAGAUGUGUCUAAUGGUGGCAGACAUGUUGGAGUAUGUGCCUGUGAACAAAGACCUUCGACUCACUGCUGGGACCGGACAUAAACUGCGACUUGCCUACUCCCCUUCCAUGGGCCUCUACCUGGGGACGUACCUGCACGCGCCCAAACGGGGACAGUUCUGCGUCUUCCAGUUGGUGAGCACUGAGAAUAACCGUUACAGCCUGGAUCAUAUCUCCUCACUCUUCACUUCUCAGGAGACGUUGGUUGACUUUGCCUUAACUUGCACGGACAUCUGGGCUCUGUGGCAUGAUGCUGAGAACCAAACAAUUGUGAAAUACAUCAACUUUGAACAGAAUGUUGCAGGUCAGUGGAAUCCUGUGUUUAUCCAGUCUCUACCAGAGGAAGAUCUCAUCAUCAGAGAUGACCAAGACCCCAGAGAGGUGUAUCUGCGGAGUCUUUUUACACCAGGGCGUUUCAUAAAUGCUGCUUUAUGUAAAGCAUUACAGAUUUUCUGCAAAGGAACGGAAAAAAAUAUGGAUUUCUCCUGGAAUGAGCUAAAGAAAGAAGUUACUCUAGCUGUUGAGGCUGAGCUCCAUGGAAGUAUAACAGAGUACGAGCUCUCCCGGGAGGAGUUCCGAAAUCUGCAGCAGGAAUUCUGGUGCAAGUUCUAUGCCUGUUGUCUUCAGUAUCAAGAGGCCCUCUCUCACCCUCUCGCUCUGCAUCUGAAUCCCCACACGAACAUGGUGUGCCUGCUGAAAAAGGGGUACCUGUCCUUCCUUAUGCCCUCAUCGCUCGUGGAUCAUUUGUACCUGCUGCCUGAGGAGAACCUGCUGACAGAGGAUGAGUCAAGCAUAUCUGAGGAUGUGGAUGUUGCUCGAGACGUUAUCUGUCUCAUAAAAUGCCUUCGGCUGAUAGGUGAAUCGGUCAAUUUGGACAUGUCGGUUAUGAUGGAAAUGAGUUGCUACAAUCUACAGUCUCCAGAAAAGGCUGCAGAACAGAUUCUGGAAGAUUUGAUCACUAUUGAUGUGGAAAAUGUGUUGGAGGAUAUUUAUAGUAAACUACAAGAGAUUCGGAACCCGAUCCAGGCCAUCGGCGUUCUCAUACGGGAAAUGGAUUAUGAGACAGAUGUGGAAAUGGAAAAGGGAUUUGAUCCAGCUCAGCCUUUGAAUGUUCGAAUGAACCUUUCCCAGCUCUAUGGGAGCAACACAGCAAGUUACAUCAUGUGCAGAGCUGUGUUCAAAAUCGCCAGUAUUCGCUUCCUCAUCUGCCGCGACCUGUUGAUCCUGCAGCAGCUCCUGCUGAGGCUGGGCGAUUCGGUGGUUCUGGGAGCUGGUCAGCUCUUUCAGGCUCAGCAAGACCUGCUGCAUCGGACAGCCCCGCUGCUCUUAUGUUAUUACCUCAUUAAGUGGAAUAGUCAGUCCUUGGCAACUGAUGUUCCAGUUGACACACUGGAAUCAAAUCUUCAACACUUGUCAGUGCUGGAACUGACUGACUCUGGUACUUUAGUGGCAAAUAAAUUUGUGUCUAGCCCUCAGACAGUUGUGGAGUUAUUCUUCCAAGAAGUUGCAAGAAAGCACAUUAUCUCUCAUCUCUUCUCUCAGCCAAAGGCACCUCUGGGCCAAACCGGAUUGAACUGGCCUCAGAUGAUAGCUGCCAUCACCGGUUACUUACUGCAGCUUUUAUGGCCAAGCAAUCCCGGUUGUCUCUUUCUAGAAUGCCUGAUGGGAAACUGUCAGUAUAUACAGUUGCAGGAUUAUAUUCAACUGCUGCAUCCCUGGUGUCAAGUCAAUGUUGGUUCCUGUCGAUUUAUGCUGGGACGGUGUUACCUUGUUACAGGAGAAGGACAGAAGGCACUGGAAUGUUUCUGUCAGGCCGCAUCUGAAGUAGGCAAGGAAGAAUUCUUGGAUCGCUUGAUUCGCUCUGAGGAUAGGGAGACAGUGUCCACUCCCAAGCUACAGUAUUACGACAAGGUUUUACGUCUACUAGAUGUCAUUGGUUUGCCUGAGCUGGUUAUUCAGUUGGCCACAUCAGCAAUAACUGAAGCAGGUGAUGACUGGAAAAGUCAAGCCACCUUAAGGACAUGCAUUUUCAAGCAUCAUUUGGAUUUGGGUCACAACAGCCAAGCAUAUGAGGCCUUAACCCAGAUUCCUGAUGCCAGCAGGCAGUUAGAUUGUUUGCGACAGCUGGUGGUGGUUCUUUGUGAGCGCUCGCAGCUGCAGGACCUUGUGGAGUUUCCCUAUGUCAAUCUGCAUAACGAGGUCGUGGGAAUCAUUGAAUCCCGCGCGAGAGCAGUGGACCUCAUGACUCACAACUACUAUGAGCUUCUCUACGCCUUUCACAUCUACCGGCACAACUACCGCAAGGCUGGUACGGUGAUGUUCGAAUACGGAAUGCGUCUUGGCAGAGAGGUUCGAACUCUUCGGGGACUCGAGAAGCAAGGCAACUGCUACCUGGCUGCCAUUAAUUGUUUACGACUGAUUCGUCCAGAGUACGCAUGGAUUGUGCAGCCAGCGUCUGGCGCAGUGUAUGAUCGCCCGGGAACAUCUCCCAAGAGGAAUCAUGAUGGAGAAUGCACGGCCGCCCCAGCAAAUCGGCAGAUUGAAAUCCUUGAACUAAAAGACCUGGAGAAGGAGUGUUCUUUGGCUCGCAUCCGCCUGACUUUGGCUCAGCACGAUCCGUCAGCAGUUGCCAUCGCAGGAAGUUCAUCAGCAGAGGAAAUGGUGACACUCUUGGUUCAGGCUGGCCUCUUUGACACUGCCAUAUCACUGUGCCAGACUUUUAAGCUUCCCCUAACACCAGUCUUUGAGGGACUUGCUUUCAAAUGCAUCAAGUUGCAGUUUGGAGGAGAAGCCGCACAAGCUGAAGCCUGGGCUUGGCUGGCAGCCAAUCAGCUGUCCUCUGUCAUCACCACUAAAGAGUCCAGUGCUACUGAUGAAGCCUGGCAACUAUUAUCAAAUUACCUAGAAAAAUACAAAGUCCAGAAUAAUUUGUAUCACCACUGUGUAAUCAACAAGCUUUUAUCUCACGGAGUGCCUCUGCCUAAUUGGCUCAUAAAUAGUUACAAGAAAGUGGACGCCGCUGAGCUGCUUCGUCUGUAUUUAAACUAUGACCUUUUAGAAGAAGCAGUGGACUUAGUCUCAGAAUAUGUGGAUGCUGUCCUGGGCAAAGGCCAUCAGUACUUUGGAAUUGAGUUUCCACUCUCUGCAACAGCCCCGAUGGUGUGGCUGCCUUACUCCUCCAUUGACCAGCUUCUCCAGGCUCUGGGCGAGAACAGUGCCAACAGUCACAACAUGGCGCUGUCCCAGAAAAUACUUGACAAAUUGGAGGACUACCAGCAAAAGGUUGACAAGGCAACCCGGGAUUUAUUAUAUCGUCGGAACAUGUGAUCUGGAUUGCUACCUAACCUUUGUAAACAACUGCUUGGUGCCUCUUGGGACUCCGGACUCAGCCCCUGGAGCCUGCGCCUGAAGCCCUUUGUCCUGACUGUAAAUGACGUGUACAGCAUUUGAGCCUGCGUUCUGAGCACGGGCGAAGGCCAAGCCAGCAGGACCCUGUGCUGCGCUGGUGGUGCUAACCCAAGCUCCGGCUUCCAGCCCUGCUCUCAGCUGCUUUUCUAUAUGAUUCACGAGCUUUUUUAGAGUUUCUAUUUUUUUAAACUGUUGAAGACAUUCUUUAUCUGCGAAUUAAAACCUACCUUCACUUUCCUGAAAGAGCUGCUGGCUAUUGGUUUGCCAAGGCUGACUGCCAGAAGCAGUCACUAUAAAUGUCUUCAUUCUUCCCUGUCACUUUUUUGUAUUUCAAGGGGAUUAUUUUGGUUUAAAAGUAACAUGUAUUUUCUGUAUUACAAACAGAAG